Messenger RNA from Vanessa atalanta (red admiral), 1278 nucleotides. RefSeq names its product 26S proteasome non-ATPase regulatory subunit 13 (gene Rpn9). The record is from RefSeq and is a predicted model, not a curated record. Gene Ontology annotation, biological process: ubiquitin-dependent protein catabolic process. Gene Ontology annotation, cellular component: proteasome regulatory particle, lid subcomplex; cytosol; nucleus. The transcript is spliced from 10 exons. Gene Ontology annotation, molecular function: structural molecule activity. The coding region runs from base 32 to 1189 and encodes 385 amino acids. NCBI's taxonomy places the organism in Eukaryota, Metazoa, Arthropoda, Insecta, Lepidoptera, Nymphalidae.
UUCAGAUCAUUACGCGAAACAAUUUUGAAACAUGGCCUCCGUAAAGUUUGCGGUUGUUGAUGUAAAUGAUUUUCUUUCUAAAAAGCAAACUGCUGAGCCUGAAUUGGCUGCAGACUGGGCUAAGUUAGAAGAGCUAUACAAUAAAAAAUUAUGGCACCAACUUACACUAAAACUGCUGGAAUUAGUGAAACAUCCUUCAUUACAGGCCGGCGACAAUCUAAUACAGCUAUACAAUAACUUUUUAACCAUAUUCGAAAACAAAAUCAAUCCUUUGUCGCUCGUUGAAAUAGUAGCUCACAUUGUCCAGCAAUACACAGAUAAAAAGGAAGCUAUUGCAUUCUUGCAGAAAGUGGAAACUAAGGUUAAGAUGAACGAUGAGGCCCUGGCUCUGUGUAAGGUAUUACAAGGGCAGAUAUAUUUGGAAAAUCUAAAUGACCUCGAUGCAACGGAGAAGAUAAUCGAGGAUCUAGAGAACACUUUGGAGGAUGCAGAUGGAGUUACCCCAGUUCAUGGAAGAUUUUACAAACUCGCUUCUGAGUACUAUAGAGUGCGCGGCCCUACGGCGCGCUACUACCGCGCGGCGCUCCGCUACGUGGGCUGCGCAGGCGGCGGCGCCGAGCUGCGGCCGGACGAGCGCCGCACUUGCGCUCUGCGACUCGCGCUCGCCGCCGUGCUGGCGCCCACCGUCUACGACCUUGGCGAGCUGCUAGCUCAUCCGAUCCUGGAGUCGCUCGAGGGCACACCCGACGCCUGGGCCUGCGAGCUAGUGCGGGCCGUCGCUUCCGGAGACGUCCUUGCCUUUGAAAAGAUACGUGCUCAAUCUCCACACCAAGAAUUACACCGAGCUGACCGUCAGUUGAGGCAAAAGAUUGCGAUUCUGUGCUUAAUGGAGAUGGCCUUUAACCGCACAUCUGCUCAGCGUCGCUUAACAUUCAGCGAGAUUGCAAGAGAGGCCCGUGUGCCGCCAGCUGAUGUGGAGCUACUCGUCAUGAAGGCGCUCGCUGAUAAACUAAUUCGUGGUCACAUUGAUCAGGUGCAGGAGACGGUGACGGUGACGUGGGUGCGCGCGCGCGCGCUGGGCCGAGCGGGCGCGGGUGCGCUCGCGCAGCGCCUCGACGCCUGGUGCGCGGCCGCCAGCGACGCCGCGCUGCUGCUCAACCGAGCCGCGCCCGACCUGCUCACGCUGUAACCACACAAAAGUAUGCAGAGAUCUAGAAGACCUGAAGUAAAUGGUGUUAUAUUAAAUGUAUGUCUGAAAAUAAAUAAAUAUAAUUUAAA